UAUCAAUGAAGUAGUAAAAGGGGGGAACGUCUGUGGCAGAAGAGAAGGAAAAGGUUUUUUAGACGAAGCUUUUAAUAGACUGUUUGCUUUGGGUGGGUUCCCUUCUUUUAUUUACUGAAUUCCAGAGGUGACCAAGACACAAAGUCAAAAUGAAGUUCAUCAUAGGCAUUGGAGGAGUGACCAACGGUGGGAAGACCACUCUAACAAAUAGACUAUUAAAGACAUUACCCAACUGUUGUGUGGUGCACCAAGAUGACUUCUUCAAGAAACCCGAUCAAAUAGAAGUCGGGGAGGACGGCUUUAGACAGUGGGAUGUGAUCGACGCCAUUGACAUGGAGGCUAUGGUCAACACUGUGAAAGGCUGGCAGGAGAACCCAGUCAAAUUUGCCCGCUCACACGGCGUCAGCGUGUCACCCGAAACUGAGGAAUCCGACUCGAAGGAGGGGAUCCAUAUUCUCAUAGUGGAGGGGUUCCUCAUCUACAACUACAAGCCUCUAAUUGACGUCUACGACAACUGUUUCUACAUUUCCAUUCCUUAUGAGGAGUGCAAAAGGAGAAGAAGUACAAGGACAUACACGCUCCCUGACCCCCCCGGCCUGUUCGAUGGCCACGUCUGGCCCAUGUACUUGAGACACAGGAAAGAGAUGGAGAACAACUGUGACAGAAUAGAGUACCUUGAUGGGAUGACAUCUAAGGACGAUAUCUACAACAGAGUGUAUGAAAGUGUUCAAAACACCCUACUGAACAACUUAUAGCAACACGGGGAUAAGAGUGGAUUUGUGUAUAGACUUGUAAAUAUAACUUUGCCUGAAUGUGUAACACCAGUUCUGCACUUCUAGCCUGACUUGUAAAUAGUUAAUCCUGUAACUUAUUAAGAACUAAAGAAAGAAGCGCCGUGUUUUGUAUAGUCCCGUGUAACUUUUUGUAAAAGAUAAGCCACCUCUGGACCGCCCAGUGUUGAACAUCAGGGACAGAUCUCCACUCUGAUCUUGUUGUAUGUAAACAUACGAAAUGCCCACUGGGACGAAGGGAAUUGUGUCUCGCAACCAAAUGAAACGACUGAAUCUAA
Sebastes umbrosus (honeycomb rockfish) is the source of this 1069-nucleotide messenger RNA. Its product is annotated as nicotinamide riboside kinase 2-like. Gene Ontology annotation, cellular component: cytoplasm. The coding region runs from base 150 to 755 and encodes 201 amino acids. NCBI's taxonomy places the organism in Eukaryota, Metazoa, Chordata, Actinopteri, Perciformes, Sebastidae. The record is from RefSeq and is a predicted model, not a curated record. The transcript is spliced from 8 exons.